CAAAACGUAAAUGUUAAGUGAGUUAACGGUGACAACUGACAACUUAACGCGUUUGCAUUUGAGUCCCUAAAAAUUUCGGGUUUUUUGCAGCAAAUUAUUUUAUAAUUUUUACGAAAUAAUUACGAAUUCAUCGAAAUUGUAGAAGUAGAGCAUUAUAUUGUGCAUUUGACAACGGAUAAUUACGUCAAUACCGUCUACAUAUAGAUUAUUGUAUACAGUUAAAUUUCAGAACAUCGAAAAUGCGAGUCACGGUCACAACAAUGGCAGAUUACACUUUUCCCCUGGAAGUGUCCGAUGACAUGGAAUUGGAGAAUUUUAAGGCAUUAUGCGAGAUCGAGAGCGGUUUCCCUGCAAGUGAAAUAGUAAUUUCCCUAAACGGGCAACCUUUACUUGAUGAUAAGAAAACUGUCACAGAAUUGGGAAUCCAAGACGGAGACGUUAUUAUGUUACAGCAUAUAAUGCAAGCUGCCCAGCAGGUUUCACAGUCAGCACGUACAAGGCCUCAACCGGCAGAACCAUCUCGCUUGGCUAGCUUGGACUUCAGCUCGAUUCAAGUUCCGGCCGUAGUAGCUUCAACCAGCGGAAACUCCGGUCUGUUAAAUAAUAAUCGUCCUUCGCCAACGGUCGCUCCGGAAGAUGAUCCUGCUGUAGUGCGAGAGAUGUUUCUCUCCAAUCCAGAUCAGUUGGCAUUGCUUAAACAGAAUAAUCCACGCUUGGCGGAAGCUUUGCUCUCAGGAAACUUAGAAACUUUUGCCACAGUACUGCGGAAGCAAAUUUCCGAACGAAUGGAAAAGCAGCAGCAACGACUGCGAAUCCUUCAGGCUAGUCCGUUCGAUGCCGAAGCUCAGCGCCUGAUAGCGGAGGAAAUAAAGCAGAAGAAUAUUGAAGCAAACAUGGAAGCUGCAAUGGAAUAUAAUCCGGAAACAUUUGGAACCGUUGUGAUGCUUUACAUAAACUGUCGCGUCAACGGGCACCCAGUAAAGGCUUUCAUCGACUCCGGUGCUCAGGCCACAAUCAUGAGCGCUGCUGCAGCCGAACGGUGCAACAUAAUGCGACUGGUAGAUACUAGAUGGGCAGGUAUAGCAAAGGGCGUUGGUGUCCAGAAGAUCAUUGGACGAAUUCAUAUGGUGCAGAUUCAAAUAGAAAAUGAUUUCCUCACCUCGAGCUUUUCGGUGCUGGAAGAACAACCGAUGGAUAUGUUGCUGGGUCUGGAUAUGUUGAAAAGACACCAGUGUAAUAUUGAUUUAAAGAAUGGGGUGCUGCGAAUAGGCACUACUGGAACAGAAACGAAGUUCCUAGCAGAAGGAGAUUUACCAGAGUGUGCCCGUCUGACAGGCAGUCCCGAAGAGGAGCAUAGAGCCAUGGCAGAAUCCGCCCGAAUCGCCGAAGAGAUGGCCUUGAAGCAAGCACUUUCCAAGAGUGAACAGGAUCAAGGAACAGCAGUAGAACCCAGACCUAGUGGACAGGAUCAGUCAGGAGAUUCCCAUCAUAAACGACGAAGAUCUCCAUCAACCAGCGGUAUCGGAACUGGAAGUAUAACAACUACAGCUAGUGGUGCCAGUAGUACCAGCGCUCCAUCUACCGGAAAGCAGGAGCAAUCGCCUCCUGCCAAACAACAACAGCAAGAAGUGGUCGAUGAUGCCCCAUUGGUACUGUUGCCUUCCGAUCAGUUCACCGAAAUGGACGUCGUGGAACUGGAAUCGAUGGGUUUCAGUCGACAGAUGGUAAUGGCAGAGCUUAGAGCGGCUAACGGGGAUAAGACUAAGGCUACUUCGGGACUGUUUGCUAAGCUAGGGUAAUUUUAGAAAUGACUGUUUUACAAUGAGUUUUUUUUCUGGAUCCUUGAACCGGCAUGCAUUUGUUUCGUUUAACCGGUAAGAGUGAACAGUCGUUUCUUCUAGUAGAAUUAAGUGCGAGGUUUGAAGAUUUCUUCUCCUGUUGUACUGCAAUGGCAUAAAGUACAGCGCAUUUACGAGUUAGUUUAACUUCACUAUAUUUCUGAGCAGCAAGUUUUUUUUUCAAUCUGAUUAUUUACAACAUAAGUAUACUGUACUGAACGAAUUCACUGACAUUAAAGGGGUUACUUAAGUAUAAUAAUUAC
Molecule: messenger RNA, 2101 nt
Organism: Malaya genurostris
Lineage: Eukaryota; Metazoa; Arthropoda; Insecta; Diptera; Culicidae
Gene: rngo
Product: protein DDI1 homolog 2
Exons: 6
Coding region: 240-1799 (519 amino acids)
Biological process (GO): proteolysis
Molecular function (GO): protein binding; aspartic-type endopeptidase activity
Source: RefSeq, a predicted model, not a curated record